Ichthyophthirius multifiliis is the source of this 945-nucleotide messenger RNA. RefSeq names its product immobilization antigen isoform, putative. The transcript has 2 exons. The record is from RefSeq and is a predicted model, not a curated record. NCBI's taxonomy places the organism in Eukaryota, Ciliophora, Oligohymenophorea, Hymenostomatida.
AUGUCAAAUAAUUUAUUAAUACUUUUAAUUAUAACAUUAUUUAUUAAUGAAUUAAAUGCUUUAGCAUGUCCUGUUGGUACUUAGACAGCUGCUGGAGCAUAAUAAGAUGAUGCAAUUAUAAAUUGUAAUCAUUGUAAAGCCAACUUUUACUAUAAAAGUGUUGAUGGUACUCCUUUCAAUGCAGGUGCAAGUGUAUGCACACCUUGUUCAAAAAAUAAAGCUGCUGAUGAUGUACCCCCUCCAGCUGCUGCUUUAGGGGCUGAUGCUACUAUAGUCAAUCAAUGUAAUGUUUCAUGCCCUGCUGGUACUACAAUUGCUAAUCAAUCAACUAAUUAUGUAAAUGCGGCAACUGAAUGUAUUAAAUGUGCUGCUAACUUUUAUUAUAGUGGUCCUAAUGCUUUUAUUGCAGGUACUAGCAUAUGCACACCUUGUCCAGAAAAUGGAAAAAAAGAUUUUUAGCUUGCUAUAUCUAAUAAAGGUGAUAAUGCUACUAUAAACAUAUAAUGUAACGUAUAAUGCCCUUAUGGCACUGUAAGUGCUACUGGAGAAUAUUAUUGGGUAUAAGCAAAAACAGAUUGUGUUAAUUGUGAUGUUAAUUUUUAUUUUAUUGGUGAUGCUUUCAUUGCAGGCACUAAUAAAUGCUUAGAAUGCCCAUCAAAUAAAGCUUAAGGUGUGGCCACUGCAGGUAGUAUUGCUACUAUAAUUUUACAAUGUUCUCUUGAUUGCCCUGAUGGUACUGUACUCAAUGAUGGAAAAACUACUAAAUAUGUAGCUGAUUCAAAGGAAUGUGUCAAAUGUGCUGCUAACUAUUAUAAUCAAAAAAGACUUGGUUGGCUAGCAGGUACUGAUAUAUGUAUUGCUUGUAAUAUAAAAUUAACUUCUGGUGCUACAGCUAAAUUACCUUCUGAUGCUACUUAAGCUACAUAAUAAAUAUUUAGAAUUUGA